Molecule: messenger RNA, 5439 nt
Organism: Pelodiscus sinensis (Chinese soft-shelled turtle)
Lineage: Eukaryota; Metazoa; Chordata; Testudines; Trionychidae
Source: RefSeq, a predicted model, not a curated record
CUGUCUCACAUUCACAUCCCAGCCUGUCACUAUCGCAUCCGAAGGCGAGCAUGGCGCAAAGGGGGCCACGCGUGUCUCCAGCGGGGACCCUCCCCAGGACGGCCCCUAGCCUGGCGCUGCUGCUGCUGCUGCUCGGUGCCUGCUGGGCUGCGCGCCCCUCGGAGCCGUGGGGCGGCCCUGGCUCCAGCUGGGUAACCCGGGCAAGAAGGAGCCCGCGGGGACUGCUGAUCCGCGGCGGCGGGGAGGAGGCUAGUGAGCUGGGGCGCGCUGGCGACGGAGCAGGGGCUGCUGCUGCUGCAGGGAGUCGCUCCAAGAGAGCAUCCUCCGCUUCCUCCCGUCCGGCCAGGGAGCAGGUCUCGCUGAUCAGCACCUCCUUCGUGCUCAAAGGGGACGCGUCCCACAACCAGGCGAUGGUGCACUGGACUGGCGAGAACAGCAGCGUGAUUCUGAUCCUUACCAAGUAUUACCAUACUGACAUGGGAAAGGUGCUAGAGAGCUCUUUGUGGAGGUCAUCAGAUUUUGGGACAUUAUAUACAAAGCUGAAUCUGCAGCCUGGGAUUACUACAGUCAUAGACAAUUUCUACAUUUGUCCCACCAACAAAAAAAAGAUAAUUCUUGUGAGUUCUUCACAUAAUGACCGAGACCAGAGUCUUUUCAUGAGCACAGAUGAAGGAGCCACUUUUCAAAAGCAGCCUAUUACCUUCUUUGUGGAAACCCUGAUUUUUCACCCAAAAGAUGAGGACAAGGUGAUUGCUUACACCAAGGAAGGCAAGCUUUACGUGUCAGCUGAUUUGGGGAAAAAAUGGACUCUUCUGCAAGAACAAGUGUCAAAAGAUCAUAUAUUUUGGGCCGUUGCUGGAAUUGACAGAGACCCUGAUUUGGUUCAUAUGGAAAUCCAGGACCCCAGUGGAGGUUAUCGCUACAUCACCUGUCAGAUUCAGAAUUGCUCUGAUAAAACACUGACAGUCCAGUUUGCUGGCAGCAUCGACCGGGAUUCCUUGACUGUGCAAGAUGACUACAUAUUCCUCCAGACAACAUCAGGAAAUCAGACCAAAUAUUAUGUCUCUUACCGUCGAAAGGAUUUUGUUCAGAUGAAGCUACCAAAAUAUGCAUUACCGAAGGAUUUACAGAUUAUCAGCACAGAUGAAAACCAAGUGUUUGUGGCUGUUCAAGAAUGGUACCAGACAGACACGUACAACCUGUACCAGUCUGACCCACAGGGCGUAUACUAUUCCAUUUUACUGGAGAAUGUCAGGAGCACUAAGCAACCAGAAGAGAAUGUCCUGAUAGAUAUUCUGGAGGUCAGAGGUGUUAAAGGAGUCUUUUUGGCCAAUCAAAAAAUUGAUGGGAAAGUUAUGACUCUAAUAAGCUACAACAAAGGCCGUGACUGGGACUAUCUGACCCCUCCAAUCUCUGAUAUGAAUGGUAAACCAACCAACUGUAAACCUCCUGAUUGCCAUCUUCAUCUCCAUCUCCGCUGGGCAGACAAUCCAUAUGUGUCAGGAACAGUCCAUACCAAGGACACUGCACCAGGGCUCAUAAUGGGGGCAGGUAAUCUGGGCUCUCAGCUUGUUGAGUAUAAAGAAGAAAUGUACAUAACAUCUGACUGUGGGAAUACCUGGCAGCAGGUCUUUGAAGAAGAACAUCACAUCUUAUAUCUGGACCAUGGUGGAGUCAUUGUGGCCAUCAAAGACACUUCUAUCCCUCUGAAAAUACUCAAGUUCAGCAUAGAUGAAGGUCAGACCUGGAGUACGCAUAAUUUCACCAGUACAUCAGUUUUUGUAGAUGGGCUACUCAGUGAACCUGGAGACGAGACAUUAGUCAUGACAGUCUUUGGACAUAUUAGUUAUCGUUCAGACUGGGAGCUGGUGAAAGUAGACUUCAGACCAUCUUUCCCCAGGGAGUGCACUGAAGAUGACUAUGAAUCUUGGGAUCUCACAGAUCUACAGGGUAAUCGCUGCAUCAUGGGUCAGCAGAGAAGUUUUCGGAAGAGGAAGAUUUCAUCUUGGUGCAUUAAAGGGAGGAGUUUCACAUCUGCACUCUCAUCCAAAGUUUGCGAGUGUGCAAACUCUGAUUUCUUAUGUGAUUAUGGAUUUGAACGUUCAGCACCUCUGCAAUCAGAAUCUAGCAAAUGCUUUGCUAACUUUUGGUUUAACCCAGAAUCGCCCCCUGAAGACUGUGUAUUAGGGCAGGCCUAUGCAAGCAGCACAGGGUACAGGAAAGUGGUGUCUAAUGUAUGUGAAGGUGGUGUCGACUUGCAGCAGAACUUAGCCCAGCACAUGUGUCCACUGAUUGCUCCCAAAAGACUGUUGAUCAGCAUCAAAGGAGAGAGCCUGGCUGUUAAACCUGGAGAAGACGUCACCUUUGUAGUGUCACAAGAGCAGGGAGAUACUCUGAAUACCAAGUACCAGGUGGACCUUGGCGAUGGUUUUAAGGCAAUGUACAUGAACCUCACAAUGACAGGGGAACCUAUUCGUCACCAUUAUGAGAACCCUGGGAUUUACCGUGUCUCAGUCAGGGCUGAGAAUGUUGCCGGGCAUGAGGAGGCUGUGGUGUUUGUUCAAGUUAAUUCUCCACUGCAGGCUUUACAUCUAGAAGUGGUUCCAGUCAUUGGGAGAAACCAAGAAGUGAAUUUGACAGCCAUCAUAUUGCCCAAGAACCCUAACUUGACAGUCUUCUACUGGUGGAUAGGAAACAAUCUUCAGCCACUUCUCACUUUGGACAAUUUUUUGGUCACAAGAUUUGCUGAGACAGGUGAGGUGAGAGUUACAGUGCAGGCCUCCUGUGGGAACUCCAUGCUUCAGGAUUCCAAAAUUGUCCAAGUUUUUGAUCAUUUUCAAGUUCUUUCUCUAAAGUUUACUAAACAUCUGGACAUGUACAACCCCAACAUACCGGAGUGGAGGGAAGACAUAGGUCUGGUAGUAACACGACUUCUUGCAAAGGAAACGAAUAUCCCUGAAGAAACACUGGUGACUGUGGUGAAACCUGGUCUGCCCACAACUGCUGAUUUGCUUGUGCUGCUUCCAACAAACCAGCCAAAGCAGAAGAGAAGUAUAACUAAUGAUAAGAGAAUAGCUGCUAUAAAGCAGGCCUUGAAUGCUCAUAACAUCAGUUUUUUCCUGAGAGGAGGAUAUUGGGUCUUAGUGACGUUAGCCAGCUCUGAUUCAGACUCUCAGAGGAUUGGUGGAGGCAAUGGAUACUGGGCAAUAGUGGUUCUCUUUGUUAUCUGUCUAGUUGUAAUUGGAGCCUUCAUUCUCUACAAGUUUAAAAGGAAACUGCCAGGCAGAAAUGUCUAUGCCCAGAUGCACAAUGAGAAAGAACAGGAGAUGACCAGUCCUGUUAAUCACAGUGAGGACACCCAGAACAUCAUCCAGGGCAAUCACUCAGGCGUGGUUUUGAGCAUUAACUCCAGAGAGAUGCACAGUUACCUGGUUAGCUGAUGUUUACAGCUGAACACAAAAACCGAAAGACUCUUCUCUGUAUCUUUUAAUUUUUCCCUGGGGAUGUCACCAAGUUGCAAACAUGGCUGUGCCUGCUGAUGGAAAGUAGGUUCUUAGACAGUCCUGAAAAUACAGAUGUCCAUCAUCUGUUGCCAGGGGGGGGGGGGGAAGACUAUAGACUGGGAAUUUGUUACAAUUCAAACUCAACGUAAGGUAGCAGAUUUGUAGCCCUAGGCACACUGGAUGCCAAAUGUUCUCAUUUCUGUAUAUGUUCCUUAUGUUUGGCUUUAGGAGGACUGGACUUGAAUUCUUUUUACUGGCUAGGGUGUGCAAUGGAAGGCUGAAAUUUAACAACCCUGAAGAAUUGACUUUAAAAACAAGUGACUAGUGCAAACAUGGCUGCUUGACUGCUAUACAUUUAUACUUGUUUAAAAGGCUGUGACGACUCAGUCUGGUUCAGCACUAAGAGAGGAAUGAGCCAGGAGACAAAGGAACUCCUUAGCUCUUCUUCAAUUCCAGUUCUUACCUUUAAAAUGUGUGGGACAGCCUAAUGAGCAUCAGCUCACUAUGUGAGUCCCUGCUAUAAACUGAAGAAGUGAUGUAUCUUCUUGCAAGUAAAAUGAGUCCUAAGAAACCCCCAGCACUUCUCCCCCAUCCCACCCAAGAAAACCCACUAGCUUGAUUCUACUUCCAGAUCAGGUGCCUUCACUUCUAGAGGCCAGUUUAAGUUGCUUCUCUCUCAUCAUCUAACUUGAGCACCUCCAUCCUGGCAGUUGCAAGACCAGUUAUUAUGUAAUUAGCAGUUCUGACUGCCUGACCCUUUUUCUCUUUUUAAAGUGUAAAUACCUCUUUUAAGUAGCUUUUGUAUGUUUUUUUAAAAUUUCUAUUUUGAGGGCGGCAGCCCGAUACAUGUAAGAAUUCUCCCUCCUCCCCUCCCCCCAUGUCAGUGCAGCACACCACAAACUUUUGUUGUAUAGAUACUUAGUUUCCCUUUGUGUUCAGUUCCUGCCUCUAAUGUAAGGAUGGGCAAACUCCCAGCUGAAUUUCACCAUGCUGGAUAUGUUUGACAAUCAGGAAGGAUAGUAGCAGGGAACAGAUGCAAUUUUAGGGAUUGCAGUUUCUGAGUUUGGCCGCCAGGUGUCACUCUUAUUCCCUCCUCGCUGAGGAGGCCAUAUUUCUGCAGGAAACUACAGAGGAAUUGUCAACAAAGCCAAUUUGGGAAAGGCAUGUGGGUCAGGUCGGAGUUUGUUUAUCCUCCCUUCUUGCAGGUUGUUUGUACGUGGGGUGGUUUAGGGAUUUGUGUAGGAAAUGAACCACAGCAUCGUUCAUCCAAAUGUUAGGCAUCCCAUGUAUCACAGCUGCCUGGAAUUAGGACUCUCUCAGAAAACCUAUUUAAUCUUUUCACCUUUUGCCUUCAACAAGAGAUGACUAGCUCUUUUUUACUCACUGAAUGUUGUGCUAAUGCUUGUAACCAAGUGUCCGUACCACCUUCCCUAAAGUGGUUAGUCAACUAUAUACUUGUGAAUAAACAAGUAGUCAUGCCGCUAAGACAGAAUGGCACUUUCUAAAAAUUCUCCUAUGCAGUAGGUUGCUCUUCCAUGUAGCCAGGGAAUUAAUGAUAUCAUGGAAUAUGCUUUUUUCAGAAACAACACAUUAGCAUGCCACCUUCUGUGUGGCAAUACAAAGCUCACAAUCUGUGUAAAGCACAAGAAAAUCAAGUUUAGGAAUUAGCAGUAUGAAAGUGGAUGGGAACAUUUGAAAAGAAUGGGAAGUACAUGCUAGCUCCUCAAGAAAAGAUCUGUUUGUAACCAUCUCACAAAAUUUCAUCCAGUGAACUAAUCCACUGAGAGAGGAAAUACAGUAAAACCUGUGUUAUCCAGGACGCUCAGGGAUUAAGGCAUUCUGGUUAUCUAAAAAUUCCGAUUAUCUGAGGGUCCCAUCAACCUAGGAAAAACCAAUGGGCAAUAAAACUCAAGUUUUUAAUAUUAAUAGUUUUGUA